AUGCUCCUACCUCAAAGGAAAAGUGUGCGGGACGUCGCCUAUCAGUAUGUGAAGAAAGGGUCUCGAAUAUACAUUGAAGGAAAGGUCGACUACGGCGAAUACACAGACAAGAACAAUGUGCGGAGACAGGCCACGACCAUCAUAGCAGAUAACAUAUUUCUGAGUGACCAGACCAAGGAGAAGGUCUAG
Molecule: messenger RNA, 189 nt
Organism: Elephantulus edwardii (Cape elephant shrew)
Lineage: Eukaryota; Metazoa; Chordata; Mammalia; Macroscelidea; Macroscelididae
Product: single-stranded DNA-binding protein, mitochondrial-like
Exons: 2
Coding region: 1-189 (62 amino acids)
Biological process (GO): positive regulation of helicase activity; mitochondrial DNA replication
Cellular component (GO): mitochondrial nucleoid
Molecular function (GO): single-stranded DNA binding
Source: RefSeq, a predicted model, not a curated record